Diaporthe batatas is the source of this 990-nucleotide messenger RNA. RefSeq lists its product as uncharacterized. NCBI's taxonomy places the organism in Eukaryota, Fungi, Ascomycota, Sordariomycetes, Diaporthales, Diaporthaceae. The coding region runs from base 1 to 990 and encodes 329 amino acids. The record is from RefSeq and is a predicted model, not a curated record. The transcript is spliced from 2 exons.
AUGAAGACAUACAUCACCGCACUGUUCGCCGCCUACCUGGCUCUGGCCUCGGCUGCCCCGGCCGCCAACGACGACGGGUGCGAUGUUGCCCCGCCGGCUCCCACCUCGUCGUGCACGACCACCACCACGACGGUGCUGGCCACCAACGCCGUGUCCAUGAUGUCGACACUGGCGUCCUCGGCCGCAAGCGUGCAGACAGCCUCCGUGUCUGGAACCAACGUGCAGGCGUUCACGGGCACCCUCGGCGGCGCACCUCCACCGGUGGUGUCGUCCGCGGGCGACCGGCCCUUCUCGGUCAACGGCGAUACCUUCGUGGGGUCGGGGGCGGCGCUGGGGCGGUCGUGCGACGUGCAGCACAACGCGUGCGCGAGGGCGGCCAACUCGGGCCAGCUGGCAGGCGGGGUGCAGCAGUGCGACCAGCAGAACCAGGAGUGCCACGCGGCCAACAACCUGAAGAAGCGGCAGCACACGCGGGACGUCCGGGUCCGGCCGGCGCAGCAGCAGCGCAAGCGGGCGGGGCUUGACCUGGGCUCGUGCUCCAACGCCGAGAUCCUGUUCGAGGCCGGGCUGGACGGGCGCAACACCAACGCCUUCAUCGCGGCCAACCAGCAGGACUUCAACCACGGGUCGGCGCUCAACAUCGCCGUGAUCGCGGGGUUCAUCUGCCAGCGCCUGGGGAGCCCUUGCAACGCGCCGUCGGGCACGCAGCAGUCAUGCGCCCAGGCGAGCUCGGCGGCCGUGGCGGCCAAGCAGGACCAGUCGGCGGCCGAUGCGUGGAAUGCCAUCAUGGGCGGUGGCGCUGCUGCUGGUGCACCCGCUGCACCUGCUGCCCCUGCUGCCCCUGCUGCCCCUGCUGCGCCUGUUGCCACUGCUGCGCCGGCGACGCCCACCGAGGCGGGCGGUGACGAUGAGGCAUGCGAUGUUGAGCCCGAGGCGGCUGCGACGCCGACCUCUGACGUCGUGUUGAUGACUGUGGUGACGUGCAGCUGA